AUGAAACUAUCAGACAGGGGGACGCGGGCCAGUGAAUCGGAUUCAGAUAAAUCCAGCUCACACAUGAUCUCUGCAGAUGAUGCGGAAUACCCCAGGGAGUACAGGACCCUGGGGAAUGGAACCCGACGCUUUUCCAAUGUGGGCCUGGUUCAUACCUCGGAGAGGCGGCACACGGUAAUCGCGGCACAAAGCCUGGAGGCUCUCACCGGCAUGCAGAAGUCGGACAUGGAGAGGAAGAGGGAAGCUUUCCUGGACCACUUGAAGCACAAAUAUCCUCACCACGCCACAGCCAUCCGUGGGCAGCAGGAACGUCUUCGCGAACAGCAGGGCUUUGAAGCUUGGAGCGCCUGCGAGUUCAGAGAUGGAGGGAACAAGAUUGAGGCUAAGCAGGGAGAAUGUUUGGGUGCCCACUGUCACUGUGAUGGAUCCUUGCAGGUGGCUGAGGAUUUCUGUUUGAACACAACAUCGCUUGUUGUGCAGACUCGGAGUCCCAGACAUUCCCAGAGCCAGCAGUCUGGACUGGCGGACCAAGCAGCCAAGUUACCAUUCGCAUCAGCGGAGUCCUUGGAAACCAUGUCCGAGGCUGAAGUCCCGCUCGGUUUUACCCGGUCCAACCGUUUCAGACAGAGCCUGCCCCUGUCUAGGUCCACGAGUCAGACCAAACUUCGCUCACCAGGGGUUUUGUUCUUGCAGUUCGGUGAUGAAACCAGACGUGUCCAUGUCACUCAUGAAAUCAGCAGCCUGGACACCCUGCAUGCUCUGAUUGUUCACAUGUUCCCUCAGAAACUCACAAUGGGAAUGCUAAAGUCACCUAAUACUGCAAUCCUCAUCAAGGAUGAGACAAGAAAUGUCUUUUACGAACUGGAAGAUGUAAGGGAUAUCCAAGAACGAAGUAUAAUAAAAAUUUUCAGGAAAGAUCCUGUCUAUGCACCAUAUCCUUCCCAUGCUUCCCAUAUCGCCAAUGGAGAUCUGAGAAGGGAGAUGGUUUACACAUCGAGGGAAUCGUCACCCUCCCGCCGCCUGAGCAGCGUGGCCGCUGGUUCUCCCCACCUGGUGCCGGGCUCCCCAGGCCCAGGCCUGCCCUCCUCAUCCCCUUCCCGUUCCCGGAUGUCGUACAGUGGCGGCCGUCCACCAUCCUACACUGGGAGCCCGGUCCACCACCCUGAGCGCCUGGGCAGUAUGCCACCUUCGCAGUCCAUCUCUCCCAGCCCGAGCGCCAUCUUGGAGCGGAGAGACGUGAAGCCAGAUGAAGACAUGAGCAACAAAAACGUGGUGCUGAUGAAGAACGAGGGCUUGUACGCUGAUCCCUACGCCAUGAUGGCAGACGGGCGCCUCAGCAUCGCGUCAACGCAGUCUCUGGCGGGAAUGCAGGACCCUUUCUCUUUCCCAGGAGGUCUUUACCGCCGAGGCUCCAUGAGGUCACUCAGCACCUACUCAGCAGCCGGGCUGCAGGCUGACCUGGAGGACGCUUUUUACAAACCGAGCGCCCAGAUCUAUGGCGAUAGUUAUGGCACUGGCCUGGGCUACCGCAUGGCUCCUUCAUCCCCUCAGAAAAUGGCCGACAGCAGAAUGGCAGACAUCCAGCAAGGACAGAGUCCACACAGCCCAUACUCGGGGCCACCCAGCAGGUCAUCCCCGGUACGGCAACCCUUCCGCAAGGAGCCAGGUUCUGCCGUCGUGAUGGAGAGCAUGGUGACAAAGUCCAGGAAUGCCAAUUCCACUGCCGCAACGGAAGCUCUUCCAGGGCCUGGUGAAAGGACAGGGGCAAGUGAGAGGCCAGCAUCAGGGUACAGCUCCCCACUGGCCGUCAACGACCCAGAAACAAGAGAACGGAUGGAAGCCAUGGAGAAGCAGAUUGCCAGUUUGACAGGACUUGUACAGAACGCACUUUUACGAGGGAGUGAAGGGGAACCUGCCAGCGAUAAAUCUGAAUCAAUAAACGGGAGCUCAGGCACCGGAACUCUGAGCCCCUCUGUGCGGAGCACGGUGAACAGCACGGCAGCAGCACCAGCAGCACCAACAACAUCUAUCAGCCACCCCACGGCCAUUACCAGGCUCCAGAUGCAGCUCCAUCUCCACGACCUCCAGCAAAACGCCAGUGACCUCCGCAAUCAACUCCAGCAGCUGCGUAAACUCCAGGUCCAAAGCCAGGACACCAUGAAGAACAUGAUGAAGCGCUUGGAGUCAGAGAUAAGUAUCAGGGUGACAGAAACUCUAAGGAAGCAGGAAGACCCUCUCCAUCGCCAGCGUGCUCUGGUAGAAGAGGAGAGACAGAAGUAUCUGAAUGAUGAAGAGAUGAUUGUGCAGCAGCUGAAUGACUUGGAGAAGGCCGUGGAUGAUUUACAGCGAGACUCGAACCUGAAUCAGAAGCUGAUCACUGUGCAGGAACUGGAGGACAAGGCGCUGGUCUUACGUCAGUUGGGAGAGACCCUCACUGAACUGAAGGCUCAGUUCCCCAGCCUGCAGAGUAAAAUGCGAGUCAUUCUCCGCGUCGAAGUGGAAGCAGUGAAGUUCCUGAAGGAGGAGCCUCACAGGUUGGAUAUUCUGCUGAAACGAUGUAAGACUGUCACAGACGCCCUUGCCACGUUGAGAAGCUGUUCGCCCUCCAACUCAGCCUGUUCCACAGGUACCUGCCCAAGACGUUCCAGCAGACCCACAAAUGAGACCCCGAUGAGGGGAAUUGAGGAAGUGACUGCCCAAUCACCAAAGCACUCAAGCACUGAAUCAUACUCACGGAAUUCCGAAUUUGAAAUCCCUACCAGCCCACCCUUGAACUUCCAGGAACAGAACACGACUGGGGUGAAAAUCUGGCAGAACCACAAUCCCGCCAUGGCACAGCUUACCCAGAAUUCCCCAGCUCAUGCUGCUGCUUCCCAGAAUCCAUCUGGAAUGGGCCAGGGGAUCGUAACCCACAGCAACUCCUUGGAGGAGGCUCCAAUAACACCAAGCAAGAGGAACAUGGACCAAACCAUCUCUGUGGAAGCAGCAGAGAGGGACUGGGAGGAGAAACGAGCCAGUUUGACUCAGUUCAGUAACAAAGAUAUUAACCGUCUCCUGGAAGAGACGCAAGUGGAACUGAUGAAAGCAAUUCCUGAUCUAGGAUUUGCCAACAAACCAAAAACAAUUGUUAUGCUGACAGCUGAGUCGAAACAGACAAAACCUCAGCAUGCACAGAAAACAGUGACCAAGAUGGACCCCAAUGGACGAAGACACUCAGAGGAGUUGACAGUCCACAAAUAUCGAACAGAGAAACCCUCCAAAUCGCCACCUCCACCUCCUCCCCGACGCAGUUUCCCAUCGUCUCAUGGACUGACCACAGGAAGAACGGGGGAGGUCAUCGUCACAAACAAAAAAGAAUCAACCCUCAAAAAAGCUGACUCUGAUGAAACUGAUGCACCAAGACCACAUGUCAAGCUGCGAAGGACCAUGUCUGAGGCCAAGCCUCCGUCAACACCACCACCGAUUGUAGCAUCAGCUGUUCGUGAUGAUGAAGAUGAAGAGAAUAGGAUCAUGGCUGAACUGGAGGUUUUUCAGAGAAACUCUGUGCCUUUCACAGGCUCAAACGACCAGGGGAUGGCUGCUUUCCCCACUCCAGAUCCUAGACCUUGCAGGGUUUCCCUACCAAGCAGACGACUAAAGGAUUCAGGUGGCAUCCCAUAUCCAGAAGAAACUGAAGCCUCAGAGGAUGUCCUUCCUGGUAACCUGGCUACAGAGUGGGAAAUAGAUGUCCCAUGUUCCCCAAGUCCAUCACAGCUCCCUCAGAUUGUGUUUACUGAGCUGACAUCUGGGUCUUGUCCUCCUACUGUUGAAGUCAUGGAGCAAGAGGGAACUGCACCAACUGCCACUCACGACAGCAACAUGGAGAAUGGAGAGACAGCUGGAAGGGGCCUGGGCUCUGUCUCACUGCAGGGUCAACUUACUGUGCCCAGCUCCGAGGCCUGGGCACAGUUUGUGCCGUCUGGGAUCGUGUUGGAAGAGUUCAUGAUGAUUGAAGCUGCUCUAAGGCAGUCUGACCAGACUCGAUCCCAGUCCCCUCCUCCCGACCAGGAAAACCCCAAGGCAAAAGAAAUCCUGGAAGAGAUUCCCAAAAACCCUGCAGCCGAGAUUUCCACUGGGGAAGCACCUUGCAUUGGAGAUGCUGCAGAAAAUGUGGCUUUUAUGAUAACAGAAAACCAAAUCCAGGCCUUAUCCCGAAGGGAAGUCCAGGAAAUUGUUAGUGAGAAAGGUGAGGAUAUACACACCUGGAGUGUUUCCUCAGUGAAGGAAGACAUCUCCGGAAAUCCCUCUCUCAAUCCCUCAGAAGGUCUAUCCAACGGAAAAGGCCCCCUUGUCUCUUUGGACAGUAAACCAGUUGUUGUCAUAUUUGAAGAACCCAUGGACAUCAAAACAGCUUACAAGAGAUUGUCAACCGUAUUCGAAGAGUAUGAUGAAGAAUUUCAAACAAUGUUGGGUGAAAAAGCCUCCAGUCAACAAGCACAAACAUCUUCAAUCCCAGUUGAAGAGCAAAUGGCAACGUUGAUGUUGUCUGCUGUUUCUGAGGGAGUCAAUGAGCCUUCCAAGGAAGAGUCAAUCGACUGCACAUCAGUGAGUGAGUCAGAAGGAGAUCUGAAACAGGGUGAUGACACAGCUUCAGAUGAGAAAGCUUUGCAUUCCAUUCCAAAUGUUACAUCCCCAGAAACUGGAAAUGACAACUCAAAGAAUGUUAAGAUUCGGUUUCCCAAGCAACGGCUGAACGCAUUGACAAAAGCCAUUGAGUCAGGAUCAAAAACUGGACGGAAAACCUUGCAAGUAGUUGUUUAUGAAGAGGAGGAGAAGAUAAACAAAGUAACAGGUGAAAGACAAAUGGAGGUGAAAAAAUACAAACUCAACCAGAUCGAGCAGAACCAGGGCAGGACUUCGAAAACACAAAACACCAGCACAGGCUAUUCCAGGUCAGAGGAAAUCAAGAACAGCACGUACAAAACAAUGGACAGUCUGGAGGAGACCAUCAGAGAAUUGGAAUCCACCAUCACCCAAAUCAGCCAACACCCAAGCAGUGAGUUCACAUUUUCCAAAGAAUGUUUCACUGUCCCCGACGUCAGUGAGCCCGGUGGAGAGCAGGUGGACGAGCCCGGUGGAGAGCAGGUGGACGAGCCCGGUGGAGAGCAGGUGGAUGAGUCUGGUGGAGACCAGGUGAAUGAAUCUGGUGAAGAGCAGUGUCCUGCUGCUUGCCAGCCUGAUGUUGAAAAGGAAGAUGAUGUGCCAAUCCUGAUGGACCAAACGUCCAGCUCACUAAGGAGCCCGUCUCUGAGUUUGAAAGUCAAGCCAGCCCUACUCCCAAAGCCCCAGCUCCCACCAACAGAAGCAAAGACUGGGAGCAAUCCCUCACUGCAAAGCCGCAUUACAAUUCCAGCUUCUCCAAAACUCAAGCAACCGCACAGCAGCGAGAAACUGAAACAUAACAAACAGCGAGAAGAGUAUCUAAGACUACAGAGCCAACAAGGCAGCCAGCAGUUUUGGGACCACAUCUGAGAGUUGGCUUCAAAACCGACUGGGCAAAAGUGAGGACUGCAAAUCCUGGAGAUCAGAGUCAAGAUUACAGUGGUGCUGGAAAAGCACAGCAGGUCAGGCAGCAUCCGAGGAGCAGGAAAAUCGACAUUUCGGGCAGGAGACCUUCAUUUGUCAGCUCCAUCAGUUUGCUCAGUACUACGUCCCUAGUGAUUAUAAUUACACCA
This is a messenger RNA of Hemiscyllium ocellatum (epaulette shark), 5714 nucleotides long. RefSeq names its product SRC kinase signaling inhibitor 1-like. The coding region runs from base 1 to 5511 and encodes 1836 amino acids. Gene Ontology annotation, cellular component: cytoplasm; postsynaptic density; actin cytoskeleton. NCBI's taxonomy places the organism in Eukaryota, Metazoa, Chordata, Chondrichthyes, Orectolobiformes, Hemiscylliidae. The transcript has 24 exons. Gene Ontology annotation, biological process: regulation of dendritic spine morphogenesis. The record is from RefSeq and is a predicted model, not a curated record.